AUGUCAGCCAAUACUCAGAUUGGUCAGAACAAGAGAGCAGUAGAGCUCCAAGCAGAGGCAGUCAGCGAGGGCAACUCCACAGAUUAUGACGAUUCGCUGGCAGAUCCAGCAGAACGUCUUGAAGCUGCGGCUAACAGAGUCGACCGUAUGCUACAAGAGCUUAAUGCCUAUGGCGAAUUCGCAGAUUUAAAGCCAUUAGAAUAUCGUCCAUUUCCCACUGCUUACGGCUCUACGAAGUCUGUUCAUCGUGCCAUGUCAUCUGCUUGCCAUACAGAGUAUGAUAAUGCAGAAUCUGAGGCCGCCCUUUCUGACGUCGAACAGAAUGCGAAUGGGAAAAGAUAUCGUCCAUUUCCCACUGCUUACGGCUCUACAAAGUCUGUUCAUCGUGCCAUGUCAUCUGCUUGCCAUACAGAAUAUGAUAAUGCAGAAUCUGAGGCCGCCCUUUCUGACGUCGAACAGAAUGCGAAUGGGAAAAGACCUCAGGAGAAGAAGCGAAGGAGGCGGUGGCGAUCGCGAAAGGCUGAAGACGCCGACACAGAAUCUCAAUGCAGCAGUGCUGCUAGCAGCGUGGACCUCGACCCAUUGCGACAAGAAAUUUACGAAGUUGUUCGAUUCUGUCGUAUGCCUGAUUACAGCUGGAAGUCUGUGCACUCGAUUGGUUACGAGAACGAAUAUGAAAUGCAGUCGGACAACGAAGGCUUGGCGAUAGAAGAGAUGAAGGCGCUUUCCCGGGAUAUCCGGAAAAACUUCGGCGAUUUCAAGCUGGCCACCUUCGACGACAUAGACCAGGAUUAG
Molecule: messenger RNA, 795 nt
Organism: Strongylus vulgaris
Lineage: Eukaryota; Metazoa; Nematoda; Chromadorea; Rhabditida; Strongylidae
Source: the annotation of a GenBank genome assembly